CUUUUCAAGAUGAAGAACCUGAUCCUGGUCUUGUGCCUCCUGGGAACGAGCUCUGCAGUGCCGGUGUUUCCUCGGCAGCCGGGGACACCAGGCAUGGCUAGUUUGAGCCUGGAGACAAUGAGACAAUUGGGCACCUUGCAGGGAUUAAACAUGCUUUCUCAGUAUUCAAGAUUUGGCUUUGGGAAAUCACUUAAUUCUUUGUGGAUGCACGGUCUCCUCCCACCACAUUCCUCCUUCCCAUGGAUGAGACCAAGGGAACAUGAAACUCAACAGUAUGAAUAUUCUUUGCCUGUGCAUCCCCCACCUCUCCCAUCGCAGCCAUCCCUGCAGCCUCAGCAGCCGGGACAGAAACCUUUCCACCAGCCCAGCGUGAUCGCCGCCAUCCAGGACACAGUCCAGAAGGGAGGACCUCAGCCUCCGGUUUACCAUGGACAGCCACCCUUGCAGCAGGCAGAGGGGCCAAUGAUUCAACAGCAGGUGGCACCAUCAGAGAAGCCACCAAAGGCCGAGCUACCAGGAAUGGAUUUUGCUGAUCCACAAGGUCCAUCCAUAUUCUCAAUAGCCCGCUUGAUAUCUCAGGGACCGCUGGCCCAAAAUAAACCAUCUUCACUUUAUCCAGGAAUGUUUUACAUGUCCUAUGGAGCAAACCAAUUGAAUGCUCCUACCAGACUUGGCAUCAUGAGCUCAGAAGAAAUGGCGGGAGGCAGAGGAGGCCCCAUGGCCUAUGGAGCCAUUUUCCCAGGAUUUGGAGGCAUGAGGCCGAGCCUUGGAGGGAUGCCUCCCAAUCUAGGCAAGGGUGGGGACUUUACUCUGGAAUUUGACUCCCCCGUCGCUGCAACCAAAGGCCCAGAGAAGGGAGAAGGAGUUGGGCAAGGCUCCCCCGUGCCAGAGGCCAACCUAGCCAAUCCAGAAAACCCAGCUCUCCUUCCAGAGGUAGCAAUGCCUAGUGCCCUUGGAGGGCUACUUGCUCUCCCGAAGGGCGAUAUUCCCAGCCUGGCCAGGGGCCCUGCAGGGCACAGCAAGGGAUCCCCCAGGGUUACCCCAGCAGCCGCUGACCCACUGAUGACCCCUGGAUUGGCUGAUGGUUACGAGCCCUACGUUGCUGAUACGACCACACCCUUAGGAGAAACGACCUUGGAUACCACAGUGACCCCAGACACAGAACAAACAUCGAUGCCAGGAAACAAGGUCCAGCAGCCCGAUGUUAUGCAUAAUGGGUGGCAUUUCCAAGAGCCCUGAGAGCUUUGAGCUA
This is a messenger RNA of Myotis myotis, 1252 nucleotides long. RefSeq names its product ameloblastin (gene AMBN). Gene Ontology annotation, biological process: odontogenesis of dentin-containing tooth. Lineage: Eukaryota; Metazoa; Chordata; Mammalia; Chiroptera; Vespertilionidae. The record is from RefSeq and is a predicted model, not a curated record. Bases 10 to 1239 code for a protein of 409 amino acids. The transcript is spliced from 10 exons. Gene Ontology annotation, molecular function: structural constituent of tooth enamel.